AUGGAAGAUUUGUCUAAGGAAUGUGUUGCAUUGAAGGCUACCUUUCUGCUCCUGUUACUAGUCUUACAGAAUCCUCAUUGUUGCUCUAAGACAAGUGAACAUGUUUUUGCCCUUGAGCACGGGUUAUCUCUGUGGCAUGAUGGCUGUUUUGAUGAAUUACUGAAAGAGGGUGAAACCAUCCAGAGAAAGUUUGCUGUCGGGCCUCGUACUAUUUCUACUGAUCUUGCAGGAUCAUUCUCAAAACUUAUGUUCCGAGGAAAGGUGAAAGCUGCAUUGAGAUUGUUGAAUGGCUCUGGAUCAAUGUCUGGCCAGCCCCUUCCACUUGAUACUCCUGUAUCAUCUGGUGGGUCUAUUGUUACUGUUAGAGACAAAUUGAUGGAGAAACAUCCAGAUCCUCCUGAUCACAAACCUCAUUUUAUUGAAUUCCACCAAAUCAACGGAGGUCUAAUUCGCUGUGAUCCUACGGAUGGAUGGGGCUGCUGGUCCUUCAGGGAGGGAUGUCUCUCAUUGGAAGAUGAGCCAGAUCUAGUGUCAGUUGAUUCCACAGAGUUAGAGACCAAUGAUUAUGAUCUUCCUUGUGAUACUUCUACUUCUAAUGAUACUGAGUCCGAUAGUCAAUCGCAAAGUCACACUCACAGCACAUGCACAGAUGAUGACAAUGGUGGAUUUGCUUUAACUGUCACACCUAGCAGUACUUCUUCACUUUUUACAUCCUCCUCCUUACAGGCUGUUUCUAUGGCAUCAUGCUGUUCUUCAACUUCUUCCAGCUUACCAUCUAACAUUGCUAAUAAGAAGUUCUUUUCUGUUAAUCCUGACAAACGUUUCACUUUGACUGGAUUUUCAGAUUGGAAACAUGGGAAGGGAAAGAGUGGUAUUUUGACUAAGCAUGAUAGUUCCAUCAAACACAAGAAGGCUGUACUUGCAUGGAAAGAUUACCAACUUACUCAACAGAAUAGUCAGGCAUCUAUUGCCAACAAACUUGUAACUGGGAGACGCAAAGAAGUUGAAGAGAAUAGGCAGUAUGUAACGAUUCUGAUUGAAACUCUCCUUUACUGCAUUCAACAAGGAAUUGCUUUGCGAGGCCAUUGUGAAGUAGAUACUGAAGACAUGGAUAUCAAUCUUGAGCUACUCAAGAAACAUAUCACCUCUGGUCCACGUAAUACAUCUCUUCUGGGUCAUCACUACCAGAAUAAUAUUCUCUCCAUACUAGCUGAGAGUGUUCUUAAUUGCAUCAAAGAAGACCACAGAGCUGCUAAAUAUUUUACACUCAUAGUCGACGAAACUAAGGAUAUAAGUAAAAAAGAACAGCUUACACUAAUCCUGAGAUAUGUUUUGAAAGGAGUUGUACAUGAGUGUUUUAUAUCAUAUACUCACUAUGAAGAGCUCAAUGCUGCUGCCCUGACCACUUAUAUCUACCAAGCACUUAAAACCAUCAACCUUAGUAUUAGUAACUGUGUCAGUCAGUGCUACAAUGGGGCCGCAGUAAUGAGCGGCCCUUUUACUGGUGUAUGUAGCAGAAUUCUAGAAGACAACCCACAAUCUAUUUAUAUACACUGCUAUGCACAUCAAUUGAAUCUGACAUUAGUCGAUUGCUGCCAUUCUCUUCCUCAUGCUUCAAAUUUUUUUGCCCUUUUGGAAUCAUUGUAUGUUUUUAUGUCUUCUUCAGUACCACACUCUUUACUUUUAAACAAACAGAAGGAGAUGAAGAUAAAGGAGUUACGAUUAGUCAAGCUUAGUGACACCAGAUGGUCAUGUCGCCAUACUUCAAUGAAGGCAGUAAAAACCAUUUUUGCUGCAAUUCUUUCUACACUAGAUGAGAUAUUUGAUACUACUGGAACUCGUGCAAUCGAAGCUCGGGGUCUGUUACAUCAAGUUCAGAGUUUUUCAUUCCUUCUUUCUCUCAUCAUCUUUGAUAAAAUCUUCUCUAUCACUGGAAAUUUGUCCAACCUUCUACAAGCAGAGCAGAUAAAUUAUUCAGCAGCUGCUAUCUGCAUCACAGCUACCAAAACCACUUUAGUAAACCUUAGAAGUGAAGCAAAAUGGAAGAAACUUUGGGAUGAAGCUGUUAAGCUGGCUAACUCUCUCAAUAUACAUAUAACUGUCACUUCAGCUCAUAGACAAAGACAACCACCAUCUUCUCUCUCUGGCUUCAGUAUUGACAGGGAACAGCACAGCAGAUAUUUCUAA
Messenger RNA from Amphimedon queenslandica, 2187 nucleotides. RefSeq names its product zinc finger MYM-type protein 1-like. Lineage: Eukaryota; Metazoa; Porifera; Demospongiae; Haplosclerida; Niphatidae. Bases 1 to 2187 code for a protein of 728 amino acids. The record is from RefSeq and is a predicted model, not a curated record. The transcript is spliced from 5 exons.